GGCUCUGUCAUCCAAGUCUGUCAAAGAUUCGCAAACUCAUAAUACUGUGCAAUCUUUUCUCUUGGUAUUAAUUGUUGAUAAGAUAUGAAAUAAUUGAUGCAGCUAAGUGAAAUAAAAUAAAAUUGAAAAUUUAAUAGCAGCAAUCAAACUCGGCUCGUUGUCGGUAUAUAGAUCGAUUUCUAUGAUAAAAUAAUCGAGAAUAAUUGUCGAGAUAUUGAUUUUGGAACUAAUUUUGGAAUUUAAUAAUUUUGUCGACAUUUCACUCACAAUCAAUUCUUGUACUGUAUGGAUGGGUUGCCAGAUAUCCCGAAAAAAUGAUUCAGAUCAAUCAAACGAUCUAGUCAUUACGGCCGAAUCACAAUCAACAAUGACCAAUCAGUAUCCCGAUGCGGACAUCAACUACAAGGCUAGAUUGGAAAAGAAAUUGUGUUUGGCAAAGGAAACUCCCGAACCUGAAUUCGAUCUUUCCGAUUGUCAGCUGAAAGAUGUGCCAUCGGGAGUGUUUGUUAUGUGUAGAGUGUUACGAAAAGAGAAACUACUGCUGAAUCGAAAUAAAUUGCGAACGCUGAACGGUGGUGGUCUAUUGGGAGACUUGACGUUGUUGCAGAUACUCGAUUUGAGAUGGAACAAUUUACGAAAAUUACCGGAGAACCUUUCUGUUCUGCAGAACCUGCGUGAACUGAUGGUUUCCCACAAUCAACUUGAGUCACUUCCGUCGAGCAUUAACCGCAUGAGAAACUUGGAAUUACUCGACGUGUCGCACAACAAUCUCACCGAAAUCAAUCCAAUCAAUUGCAUGUCACACCUUCGGAUUCUGAAUAUUGCAGCCAAUCCGAAAUUAUUCACUCUACCGAACGAACUGGCCACCUGUGAUAGUCUUGUCGAUAUAGUGCUGUCCAAUGAAAUAAUUACCCAUCCGCCGGCAAAUGUAUUGGAACUAGGAACAUUGCAAAUUUUAAAUUUUCUAACCACGGGCGAAGUGGAUAUGAAUGCACAACCGCAGAGGAUACCGUGGCAGGAUUCACCGGUUUUGGUUUCAGAGGAAUUUGGUGCUGUGAAUGAUACUAAGUUUGAAUAUACGAAAUUUGCUAAUCAAAAGUUUAUAGAACACGAACAGCUAGAAACAAACUCUCAACUGGAGGCCCAGUUGUAUUUGAAGCAACAGAAGCGAAAUCAAGAGUUUUUGGAACAGCUGUUACAGCAGCAAAAUCAAAACGAUGAUCUAGUUAACAAAUUGCAGCAGGAAAAGGAUUCACAACGAAAUAAACUGAUCGACGAUAUAUUGGAAGCCGAAAGAAAUGCCAGCCUUGUCGUGGAAAAUCUUCUCAAUCUCAAAAAUGAGCCCGAUCCAACGUUGCUGGAACUGGAGCACCGAGAACAGCAAAUUUUACUCGAACAGCUUCACAUUCAACACGAUGAUCUGCGUAAACAAGAGGUUCUAUCCGCAAUGUCCAACAUUCUGGCAGCCGAGGCCAAGAAAAUCGAAAAUUACCAGGAUCAGCGAGACAUUACCACUCGGAAUAUACUGAACAAUGAACACGAAACAAAUCUGUUGCUCAGCAAUAUGUUCGCGAACAACGAUCGAGACCGGACUGAAGUUGUGAUAAAGAUAAUGCAAGACGAAGACUUGCAGAAGAGUGCCGUAGUCACGCUGAUAGCUGGGAAUGAUGCGAGAACGUGGGGCUUGAUGGAACAGAUGCGUAUUGUGGAGUCACAGUUAGCCGCAAUGACUUGUUACGAAAUCGAACGCAAGAAAUUGACUGCGGAUGAACAAUUGAACGAGCAAUCUAGUCAACGGCUGAAUUUGACCUGCAUUUUGAUCGAUUUAAUGGAACAGCAAGAGAGUCGACGAAAACAGCUCUUCGACACUCUGAUCGACAUUGAACAGCAAAACAAAUUUCAACAAGAAGAUUUCUGGCUUCUGCAAUACCAGAAGCUUAUCGACUCAAGGCCAGCCGAUUUGUCCGUAUCUGCAAAUAGUGUUGAUCCUGCGCUCGGUUACAAUUUCCUUGUAAAUGGUGUGGUUCACUGUUUGCCUUUCUUAUCGAAAAUUUGGCACACUAAGGGAAAAGACCUGGCUAGCAUUACGGACGAUGACUUGAGUUCGGCUGGAAUUUCGAAAGCAAUCGAUCGAUCGAACAUACUGUUAUCUAUCAAACAGUUUCUGGACAUGGAUCGACCGGUCACUGCAAGCUCUUCAAUUAAGCAAUCGGAUAGUGUUGCUGAUGUUGAUGUUCAACAACCAACGAUUGCUAAGGAUGAUAUGCAGAAAGGGGAACUAUUGGCGGAGUGCGUCAUUUGCAUGGAAAAUUCGUGCCAGAUCAUAUUUUUGCCGUGUGGUCACAUGUGUUGCUGCCUGAACUGCCACAACGAUGUUCAAUUAUGUCCGAUGUGCCGUUCUGAAAUCGACCGCCGAAUCAAAGUGAUUCAGCCUUAAAGAAAUCCUAUACUAUACACGAAACCGAGGAUACCAUAAUUCGUACACACGUGAGGGUGUUGUCUUAUUGAAAUUUUUAAGAGUUUAAUUCUUAGCACAAUAUGAGACUUGAAUAUGAAGCAUCCUAAUUUCUAUUUUUCCAACUGUGUGGAAACAAAACACAUACACACAAAAGACGGUGAUUGAUGUGCUUGUGAAGUGAUUAUCUAACUUGUUUUUUUGAUUCAACACAUCGAUUGCAUCGUUAAAGCAAUAUUAUAGCGUUGCCAAAGCAUUAAAUAAGGAAAUUUAAAACAAAAAUUUAUUUCACCUCGCUGGUUUUUGUUAGUUGCAACGCCAAACAAUCGUGAGACAUGUUCUUAGUUAUUUAAAGGAUGGUUAGGAUUUUAGAUGAGUCUUAGACUAAAUGGGACUAUAUUGAAAAAUAGCACCCCUUCGGGGUGAGAAGGGAGAUUAAAAAUCAUCUGAGAAAUUCUCUUGAAAAUUAAGAGGAUUUUCUUUGUCGAUCUUUAAGGAUUUUCCUCAACUGUGGAAUGUUUCCGGGCAUAUUUUUAGGAUGUACGUACUGAGAAUUUGGAGUAAAUUUAAGGUUUUUCUUGAAAAAGAAAAUCCAUUUUUCCAAUCGAUUUUAUUUAUUGGCCGGAUGAACAGGUCGGCUAAGACUAAAGUCGUCUGACUUUACAAAUCGACGAAAAUUGAUAUUCGAGCAUAAAAUUCGAAUUUUGUUGGUCCCCACAACCCGAGCGAACUCAACAACAAAGAUUUAGCACGAACAGAACGAGGGAUAAAUGCAAAAUGAUCUAAAAUCAAUCAUACAACAUAGGCGUACCGAAUGUAACUUUUGAAGCUAGUAGAAGAAAUCGCAGGUAAUAGUAUGUUGCCGGCCAGCACAGUGCUCUAGAAAUCUGUCUGCACCUGUUUUUUACCUCAAUCAUCUGUUAUUGAUAACGACCUAAAGAAUAAACCACAACCUCUGACUAAUGCGGUCUUAUAUAAUAGCAAACGCAUGUUCAGAGUAAUGAAGUAAAAGAUUUUAAAUCAAUCUUUUGAAUGAAGCUAUAAUUUUCUACAUGACUGGGAAAACACAAUUUUUGAUGGUCAUUUAGACCACUGUAAGUUUGAAAAGUAAGACCCAUUUUGAGAAUACUUUGGCCGAACGUUAUCUCGAACGAAAAUUUGUGGAAUAUCGGCGAAGUUGAAGAUAUAUGGCAACGAUGAUUAGGAGAAGAAAAUGGAUCUAGAUCGGACACACUCUACGUAGAUCCAGCGACGACAUAGCAAAAGCUGCGCUAGAUUGGAACAGAAAGAGAGGACGUCCAAAAAUUACGUGGAAAAGGACGAUCCAGCAACCAAGGAAAAACCUGGAAUGAAGUCAAAGCCUUGGCGAAGAAUCGUGUUCGCUAACGAUAUUUUGUUGGUGCCCUACGCUCCCCCGCGAAGUAGGACAAGAUGAUGAUGAUUGAAAAUUAGGCACAUAGAUAUGCUGAUUCCAUAUCAAAGAAGACAAUAUGAGUUGACCCAUUAUUCGGAGACGUGAGUUGCUCAAACGUUUGUUAGAUUUUACCCUUUAAAAUAUUUCUCCGCAAAAAGGGAACGCGAUAGUUAAAAUUAAAUGUUUGUUAUAGUAUUUAGGCAGCUAGACCGGCUACCAUCUACUUCACCAUUCAUACUUCUUUGUGGGUACUGAGUUGAGAUACUUUUAAGUAAUUUUAUGAAGAUUACACAAAAAUGAAAUUGAAUUUUAGGUUUAGGAAAUCUAGGGCAAAUUUGAGAGACUUUUAGACUAUUUUAGGAAUUCCUAAGGAAGAUCCUAUUCAACUUACGUUACUGAAGAAUUUGUGAGGGAAUGACCAGGUAAAAUGGUAAUAAAUAACAAAAUUCUGUCAAGUUAAUGUUCACGGUGAAUUUGUGUGAAUAUCUAGCACAAUGGAAAAUUCUUAAACGAACACAAUAAUAUUAAAACGUUUUGCCGUUGCAACUAAUAAGAAUCGUCUGACUCUUUUUUCAGAAUUACAUUUUUUUGUAAAUAUUAUCGUAUUUUACCUUACUUUUUAGAUUUUGAUAUGAUUGAUCGAAGAAAAAAAAAAAUACACAAAAAAAUGGAAAAAAAUGAAACGCUUUAACUCAAUUUACUCAUAUUAGCUAACUUUCUAGUCUAAAGUGAAAAUGUAUAAUCGAAUUUCUUCUUCUUUUCCGAAAAAAAAAAAAUUAUUCAAACUUUGAACUUUAGUCAUUUUUAUACGAAUUAUUAUACACAAAAUCAAAUACAGAAAUAUUUACGUUCAAUUUCUACAAGCUGUACACUAUAAUGUUAUAAUAAUAGUAAUUGGUGGUUGAUUAACCUUUCAUUGACGGCCAUCUCACGUAUUAUCGACGACACACUUUAACAUUAAUUUUUACAUCGGGUCAUUGAAGAGAGAUUUAUCAAAAUCAGUUAAACAGUCAUCCUUAACGUUAUAACUUUAUACAAGUUGUAACGUUAUUGUAUGGAUUUUUUGUAUUUCCGUUAAAAUUCGUAACGCUACAAGCACGUUAUGCAAGCCCUCUAUGACGUUACAAUUUUAUUUCUAAAAAUCGUUCAGUAUGUUGAUACAGUAGUUUUUACAUAAAGACCUCGUACAACCUCGGUACCGUUACGGGAGGUAACUUUCCAUUUUUGGUUCUGACGAUAACGUUGCAUUUUAAUUUUAUAAGUUUUUGUAACGUCAGUGAACGAAACAAUAACGUUAUGCCGUUAAGCGGUUGAACAACUCAAUAGCGCAAUGUGUAAGUCGAGACUACACAUUGAAUUAUUGACUUGCCAGUUGUGGGUUCGAAACUCAAUCGCAACACAAAUAAUUCGCUUCAUCAGGCUGUUGUCCACAAUAAUGGCAUCUGCUUGAAUCGUUUAUUAGAUUGCGUCUUGGAUUAAGUACCGAUAACGUCUCUUUGUGCUACAUGUAAGUAAUCGUUGGUUGGAAAUGUCAGCAGUGAGCCAAAAACCCGUUGACGGUGUGAGUUGUCUUUUUAAAGCCCAAUUUUAUUUUUCUUAUAAUUCACUAAUUAUUUUAACGUUUCUUAAACUUAUAGUACAUAUUGACUUCAUCUUUUAUUACAAUUCCAACAAUAAUAAUGUUGAAGCUUUUAAAAAAACAGUGUUAGUGAAUCAUAAGAAAAAUGAAGGUGAAAUUAACUGGUUUUGAAAAAAUCACUCUUAUGGUAUUGGUCUGGAAGCGAAAUGAAUGUUAAAACUGAUCCGAGUCGAAGAUUUUGCGUUUAGAAAUGAUAAAAGAUAAAAUGGUGAACAGAGACGAUAAUUUAUUAUGUUUGUCGUCUGUGAAAGGUUAACAUCGUAACAUUUACCGUGAAGUCCAUUGAUAUGCAAUGAAGGCCUAAUCGUUUUCCGUUAAUUUUGAUCCCAACUUUUGUGCGAAAAGAGCAUUAUUUGGCUCGGUGUAUGAAAAUAUUCUAGGUAAUAUCAAAAUUACCCCACAAUUUCGAGUCGAACUGUGACAGUAUCGGGAUGUUCUAGUUUUGCUUCGUGUAAAUUUCGUUUCACUUAAUAAUUUUCCUUUGUUGAAGUGUGGAAUUAUCUUCCGAUUUCCACUAUGUUUUGUUCAAUCUUUAUCUUUGUAAAACAAUUACGUUCAAUGCGAUGAAAAAAUAUCAUUCCAUUCAGUUCCAACGCCAUCUAUAAGUAGGGGGAAAAUCUCCUUGUCUUGUUAAUUUUUAAAAUAAGGAAUUUCCGUCCAAAAAAACUUUCGAUUGUUAUAAUUCAAUUCGUUAAGAAAAGAAAGGAAUAACAUUGCCACUUUCAAUGGUCUGAACGGUAUCGUAAAAUAUUUUCAUUAAAAAAGAUGAAAAAUAUUACCAGAAUCCAACGCACCACUGUCGAAUAUGUUCAUUAAAUUAAAAACAAUGUUAAAUGUUAAAUUCAAAGGAUAAUAAGUGACCUUAAAAGUGCAUUUAUGAUCGUUGGUGUUAUGUACUUGUUUUAAUCUCCCAGUAUCAACACCGUACAGUACACACACAAAAUUUGGAUACACUUUUUACUUUUUAGAAACGGUAAAAUCAUGAUCGUCUGUUACCUUCGGCAAUGAAAUGUUUUCGUAUGUAGUGAUAUUUUGAACAAAAAAAGUAACAGAUCCAAUGUUAAAAUGGUGAUAUGUUUGUCGUUUCUAAAAAGUUAAAGUAAACAGUGAAAGCGAUGAGCACAAAAAUUGUGUGUUAAGCGAUGAUUGUUAUCCUGGCCGAUGUUAGUUCAUCUUUUGUAUUAAUAUUAAUACUCUAAAAUCGCCACAUGUAAAGAAAGUUUAUCGUCUUUACGGCCGGUAAGAAUUAAGUAAAUAGUCGCAAAAUGGCCCAGGGUUAAUUAUACAUAAAAAAGUGGAUUAAAUUGUCAUUUUACAUCUGUGAUGGACGGUAGAUUUUAGGCAAUUUCGAGAGUUGCAGCCCGAACGAAGUGAGGGCGACAAGCGAAAGUGCCUAAAAUCAACCGUCUACAACAGAUGCGUGUACAACUUUUCAUUCUGAGGGCCUAAAUUACGAGAAAAUUCAGAAAUUUGUGCAAAGGCCUGAAAACGAAAUUACCUCAACCCACCUAUACCUAUUCGUUUAUCCCUCUUUCAUUUCAUCAGCAACGUGAUUCUCAAGAUAAUCCUAUCAGUUUGUUGAAAUUUGUCAAACUUUUCAUUCUCUAUUUACAAGUUAGGGCCGACGCGAAACAAUUGCUUAACGCACCAGGUGCUAAAUUAUUUAAAUUCAAAGCUUUUACUGUUUGUGUUCAUCGAACAAACGAAAAAAAAAAAUCGUUCACUCAAAGAGCACUGCUAAAUAUAAAGUGUUUCCACCUGACAUAUUUCGUACAUUAAUAUUCACACACCCUGAAAUUUAAAGUGUUGUUUUCAUAAACAGAACAACCGAAUGCCAGCCGUUUGUUAAUUAUAAUGGGCCGUAAUUUAUUUAUUUAUUUCGGAGACCACGGCCUAUCAGAAUUAAUUGAACAAAAUUUGUAUUCUUUGAAAUUCUUAAAUGGAAAUUAAAUUUUUAACUUUAUUUUGUCAUAUAUAUUUUGAAAUGAUUUAUUUAACCAUUCGGACACCACUUCCUUGUCACCAACUGUAAGAAAGUGUGAAGAAACAGUUUUUUUUGGAAGGGUGUCUCGUCUCACAUAUAUAUUUGUUAUUCAAGCAUAUUAUUAUUCUCAUUAUUAUGAAAUUUAAAAAUAAAAAA
Bradysia coprophila is the source of this 7648-nucleotide messenger RNA. Its product is annotated as E3 ubiquitin-protein ligase LRSAM1-like. Gene Ontology annotation, cellular component: cytoplasm. The record is from RefSeq and is a predicted model, not a curated record. Lineage: Eukaryota; Metazoa; Arthropoda; Insecta; Diptera; Sciaridae. Gene Ontology annotation, molecular function: protein binding.